UUAAACUAUUACAUGAAGCAAAUAGUACAGUUGAUUUCAUAUAACAAGAGUUAUUGGAUUUAUAUGGGCAAAAGUUAAUGCAUAUGGGCAAAUAAAUUGAUGAACUUACAGACUCAUUUAUUUGACAUAUAUUUAUUGUGUGGUCUCUAUUGAAUGCUGGGUAUCUUCCAGGAGCCUAAAAUUCAGCAGUGAAUGUAACAGGCUCAAAUCCUUGUACUCAAGUAGCUAAUAUUCUAAUCGAGGGAGAAGACAAUAAACAAAGUUAAUAAGCAAAAUAUUCAACAUACUAGUUGAUAGGAAGUUCUGUGGUGAAAAAUAAAGUAAGAGGAAAAGAAUGAGAGGAAGCUCUAAAAGCAACUGAAGAUUUACAUGAAGAAGCUGCCCAGGCGUUGGCCCAGAGUGAGAGGAAGCGCCAUGAGUUCAACAGGCAGGUCACAGUUCAGUGGAAAGAAAAGGAUUUCCAGGGCAUGUUGGAGUGCCGCAAAGAGGGCGAGGCCCUCCUCAUCCUCAACCUGGUGACAGACUUGAAGCCUCAGAUGCUGUUGGACACAGUGCCCUGUCUCUCCGCCUACAUCCUCUACAUGUGCAUUCGGCUCGCGGACCAAACCAACGAUGAUCUCAAGGUGUACUCCCUGAUGACCUCCACCACCAACGGCAUUAAGAAAGUCCUGAAGAAGCACAGUGAUGACUUUGAGAUGACGUCAUUCCUGUUAUCCAACACCUGCCACCUUCUUCACUGUCUGAAGCGGUACAGCGGGGAUGAGGGCUUCAUGACUCAGAAUACAGCAAAGCACAACGAACACUGCCUUAAGAACUUUGACCUCACCGAAUACCGUCAGGUACUGAGCGACCUUUCCAUUCAGAUCUACCAGCAGCUCUUUAAAAUUGCCGAGGGUGUGUUACAGCCGAUGAUAGUUUCUGCCAUGUUGGAAAAUGAGAGCAUUCAGGGUCUAUCUGGUGUGAAGUCCACUGGCUCCCAGAAGCACUCCUCCAGCAUGGCAGAUGGGGAUAACUCAUACCGCCUGGAAGCUAUCAUCCGCCAGAUGAAUGCCUUUCAUACAGUCAUGUGUGACCAGGGCUUGGACCCUGAGAUCAUCCUGCAGGUAUUCAAACAGCUCUUCUACAUGAUCAACGCAGUGACUCUUAAUGACCUGCUCCUGCGGAAGGACGUCUGCUCUUGGAGCACAGGCAUGCAACUCAGGUACAAUGUAAGUCAGCUUGAGGAGUGGCUUUGGGGAAGAAACCUUCACCAGAGUGAAGUAGUUCAGACCAUGGAACCUCUGAUCCAAGCAGCCCAGCUCCUGCAAUUAAAGAAGAAAACCCAGGAGGAUGCAGAGGCCAUCUGCUCCCUGUGUGCCUCUCUCAGCACCCAGCAGAUUGUCAAAAUUUUAAACCUUUAGCCUCCCCUGAAUGAAUUUGAAGAACAGGUAACAGUGGCCUUUAUACAAAUGAUCCAGGCACAACUACAAGAGCAGAAUGACCCUCAGCAACUGCUAUUAGAUGCCAAGCAAAUGUUUCCUGUUUUGUUUCCAUUUCAUCCAUCUUCCCUAACCAUGGAGUCAAUCCCAGCAUGUCUCAAUCUGGAGUUCCUCAAUGAAGUAGAUGCAUGGUUAGUCUGAUUCCCAAUGUGAGCAAAAAGGAAGUAUAGACAGUAAAGUAAAUUCAAGGAUCUGUUAAAUCUGGUAAAAGUAGAUCAAAUCAGAGAUUGACAGCCUGUGGAGGGUGCUGAACUAUACAGAAUUAGACACAACUAUGGCGUUAUUUUUUGUACGUACUGCUCAGAAUAAAAACACUUGAAAUGUGGAAGAUUUUAAGUUUGAUUUCAGUCCAACAAAUAUACAUAAUAAUUUAUAGACACCAAGCAGUCCCCAUAGCCAUAUAAAAGAUGCCAAUUCUAUAAAAUGAAGCUGCCGAGUUUUAAUCUUUGCAUAUAACUGGAGAAUGUCCAAAUUAAAAUACUAACUAUAUAUAAGUCACAUAAAUUGCCUUCAAAGGGCUUUUAACAAAUAAUAGUACUAAUAACCAUGAUAAUGACAUAUACUGACAUUUCCCAAAGUUUGCAAACCAUAGGUGUGGUAGAGUUUGUGGUGAGAUGUGUUAAGAACAAAAAUAUGGGGAUGAGACUUCUGAGAAAUGUCCCCAAAAUAUUUUUUAAUGGCUGAUUUUACAAAGACAGCAGUGUUACUGACCUCCAAACCAGACAUUUUGAGUACUGGUUUCUGAAGCAAAAUUAGAAGUGCCAGUCCUCAGUGUCCUCAAAUGCU
Molecule: messenger RNA, 2264 nt
Organism: Pan troglodytes (chimpanzee)
Lineage: Eukaryota; Metazoa; Chordata; Mammalia; Primates; Hominidae
Product: unconventional myosin-Vb-like
Exons: 1
Coding region: 468-1400 (310 amino acids)
Molecular function (GO): GTPase binding
Source: RefSeq, a predicted model, not a curated record